CGGAAGGUUUCCUAAAUAGUCAAACGAAACGGACUGCAUAAUCCUCCUCGUUGGGUGGCGCUAUUUGUAUGGAGCCAUCGUUGACAGUUUUGACACAACGUACAUGUACGUGACGUGAGUGGGUAGAACUCGAAAGGAAUAUAAAGUAGCACGCUUGACAACGCGCACGCUGACAUUGGGCAACUAAACUCCCAUGCCGAUUCAAAGGAGCCAUUCGUCAGCAUCAGUCACAUCCAGGGACGAGGGUUCCCCCGAGUCUGUUCAUACCCGUCAAGUUGAUUAGAACUUCACCUCAGCAUCAACAACAGUUUAGCACCUCAUAUCCCUGGUGAUCAUUCGUACCUUUUAUGUAGCGGGAAGGAGAUUUUGACACCCCGGGAGAACGGUUCAUGACUUGUCGAGUUGUGUCUGCUACCUAUUUGAAAGCACCGCGAUUUGUCUCCGAUUCGUAUACCACUCCAGUUAGCAGGUUGUGCGCGGCUAGCCUUGUUUAGGAGUUGCUCGACUUUCCUGCCAGCUUUUCACAUUCUUAUAAGCCUACUCUUCAAUCAGAAGUUAUAAAUAACUGCUCUUGCGAAUGGAGGGGAAAAUGAUUACUGAAACUUGAUACUGUCGCACCGUCAGGGGAUGUCUGGACAACAAUUGUGAAUUCGUCGACAUCAUUGCAGUUGCUUUUGAGGGUAAUCCUUUUUUGGGGCCGCCACAUGUGGCUAGGUAGAUCACAGUAGAUUGAACUUUAUAAUAUUGUUCAAGUCACGGUGGGACUGCGACAUUAUAACGCCUUGGGUAUAAUAAAGGUGCGUGAACCUGCUUGCAGACGCCGUAUUGUUGCAGAAUGUGAUAGCGGGAGAGAUUCAAAGAAUGUCCUCCUUUGAAACAUUAUUGAUUUUUUUCUACCAUGAGAUUCAGCGAUGUGUGUUGAUGAGGUCUGAACACAAUGUACGGUGAUGAGCCUCAUCAAUGUUUAAUUUGAGAGCAAUAACAGCGCCAACGCACACGCCUGUGUUGACUUAAACUGCACGUACCAAAGGGGCAACCAAAGAUAGGUCUCAUUAUUGAACGCAAGAUUCUGACUGAGGCUUAAGUCUGCCUCUGUUGACGUUCAACUGAUCAAGUUAAAUGUUGGAUGACCUAAAACCACAGGAAAUACAGCUUUUCACUUAUGUGUGAUUGUGACUGGUUUUUUUUCAUCGAGUGGGAAAUUCAGAGUCGUCGUUGGAUGAACUAGAUGUUCUCUCCUGAGAGUGAGGAAUGAUGUGCGGUAAUUUCGAAGAUGCAAAGAAGUCCAUGAGAUACGGAUUGUGCUCCUCGUGCUUUCUGUUGUCAAAGACGAAAACGAUGACAUUCAAGACAGUCAGCAUUCUCUUGGCGAUUGUGUUUGUGACGUCAUCAGGGGCACUGAACACUCAUCGGAGAAUCCGUGAGAAACGUGGUCUGAUGAGCAGACCGCCCGUUCUUUCCUACUGGGGUAACUGGGAAUCAUGGUCGGCCUGCUCAAGGACGUGUGGGGGCGGUGUUGCAGCACAGUCCAGAGUGUGUCUGAUGAGAAACGGAGGAGGGGAGUUAAGAGAAAGCACACACUGUGUGGGACUUUACAAGCAAUAUAAACUGUGCAAUCCAGAGCCAUGUCCAGACGACAAAGACUUCAGGCAGGAACAAUGUGGAAGUCACAACAAUGUUCCGUUUAUGGGAAAGCUUUACCAGUGGAAAUCUAUAGAAAAAGAACCUAAUUUAUGCGAGCUCAACUGCAAAGCUGUUGGGUCCCGUUUCUUUGCCAAACUAGCAGAUAAAGUGGUGGAUGGCACACCUUGCAGGAAUUCAUCACGAACAGACAUCUGUGUGGAUGGCAUGUGCAAGGCAAUAGGCUGUGAUGGCAUCCUCGGAUCCGGCCUCAAGUUGGACAAGUGCGGCGUGUGCGGGGGCACCAACACCCAGUGUGAGGUGAUGUCGGGUGUCUUCACGGGCCAGGACAUGGGACACGGCUACCACAGGAUCACCACCAUACCCACAGGAGCUAUGUACAUCAACAUCACUGAGCUGACCAAGAGCAGGAACUACUUGGCUCUUGAAGGUGUCAAUGGAAACAAAUACAUCAACAUGGACUGGAAAAUUGAUGCUCCUGGCAACUACUCUGUAGCUGGGACGUAUUUUAUUUACAAAAGAACACCUGGUAGAACAGGAGUUGGUGAACAGUUGUUUGCUGAUGGGCCUACGACGGAAGAUCUUAAUUUGAUUCUGAUAAACCAACAGAAAAAUCCGGGAAUCUCUUACGAGUACUCUGUGCCUAAGGAGGUGCCCAGCGGUGGGGUAGAGAAACCCCCAGGGUCCAGCAUACCCCAGCCCUCUGUGGCGCCAGUGAGGGGCCAGGUUAUCAUCAGGCCGGAGGCCCCGCCUUCCAGGUCUCAGGUUGCAGACCUGUUCUCUGACCUAAGAUUGGGGUAA
Patiria miniata (bat star) is the source of this 2442-nucleotide messenger RNA. RefSeq names its product thrombospondin type-1 domain-containing protein 4-like. NCBI's taxonomy places the organism in Eukaryota, Metazoa, Echinodermata, Asteroidea, Valvatida, Asterinidae. The coding region runs from base 1252 to 2442 and encodes 396 amino acids. Gene Ontology annotation, cellular component: extracellular matrix. The transcript has 10 exons. The record is from RefSeq and is a predicted model, not a curated record. Gene Ontology annotation, biological process: extracellular matrix organization. Gene Ontology annotation, molecular function: metalloendopeptidase activity.